AUGCGCUUCACUCCGACGUGGCAGCGGUGCCUGCUUGCCGUCGGCGCCUUUCUCCUCUCGCCCGUGGCUGGCGAGGACGUAUUAUACUCAUCAUCCCUCAACAGCUGCCAGAAAUCAUCUCUCUUUUCUGCAAGCGUCUUUGACGUCGUCUAUACUCCGAAAAACGACUCGGUCGCGAUCAAAAUUGACGCCAAGUCUGCCAUAACGGGCUACGUCAACGUCACAAUUCAGGUUUAUGCGUAUGGCCAUCCAGUCAUCACCAAAAUCAUCAACCCUUGUGGCCUGGAUGUCAAAGGCUUCUGCCCUAUGGAAGCAAGCAAGUUUCCCGAUGCGCCCUUCAAUAUCAAUCUAGGCAAGGACAGCCGCGACCAAAUCCCUGGUAUCGCAUUUACCAUGCCCGACUUGGAUUUGACAGCCCGAGUCUACAUCACCGAUAGUAAAACCAAAGACUCGUUAGCCUGUCUGGAAGCGACUAUUUCUAAUGGAAAAACUGUCGACUUGGUCGGUGUCAAGUGGGCAACAGCCAUCUGCGCUGGUUUAAUUCUUCUGGCUUCCGUGAUAAUCCAUGCCAUGGGCCAUCACAAUGCCGCUACGCACAUCGCCGCCAACUUCCUCGCUCUCUUUAGCUAUUUCCAAAGCCAGCUCUUUGUCGGUCUGUCCAGUGUUCAUCUGCCUCCUAUGGCAGCAUCAUGGGCACAAAACUUCCAGUGGUCCAUGGGCAUCAUCCGAGUCGACUUCUUGCAGAACAUCAUUACCUGGUACCAGCGCGCCACAGGUGGCUCACCUGCCACUCUCUUUGACCCGGGACGAUCACUGUCUAUCCAAGUUCAAAAGCGCAGUCUUGACUCAUUCACCAGCUCCUCUACCGACGGCCUCAUCAGACGCGACAACAUUCUUGUGACCCCCGGCAAGUAUUUGGUCUAUGGUAUCCAGCGAGUUGCCUACCGCGCCAAAAUUGAGACAACCAACGUCUUUUUAACGGGCUUGGUCUUUUUUGUCCUGGCCAUGGUUUUCGCCAUGCUCCUGGUUGCGAUUUGCAAGGGCAUCUACGAGCUUCUCGUAUCCAGAAAGGUUAUCGGUGCUAAUGACCAUCUUGGCCUCAGCAAAGACUGGACUGUUGUUCUCAAGGGCAUAGUGUAUCGCACAUGUCUUUUGGGUUUCCCUGCUGUUUGCACUCUUGGACUCUGGGAGUUUACCCAGCGCGACUCUCCUGCUGCUGUCGUGCUUGCAGCCUUCUUUCUUGUCGGCAUCCUGGGCCUACUCGGUAAAGCCGCUGUCAACAUCAUCUCCCUUGGUUCGAAAUCCGUCGCUGAAUAUAACAACCCAGCCUUCAUCCUCUUCUCCGACCCGCAGAUCCUCAACAAGCUAGGGUUUCUGUAUAUCCCAUUCAAGGCUUCCGCUUACUAUUUUAUUGCCCCGGCGUUGAUCUACAUAUUUAUCAAAUCUCUGCUCAUCGCUGUUGCGCAACCAGCCCCCGUCGCUCAAGCUAUCGGCUUCGUUGUUGUUGAGAUCAUUGCCAUUAUUGGUGCUGCCAUCAUUCGCCCGUGGAUGGAUAAGCCAACCAACUCGUUCAACAUUGCAAUCUUGGUCGUCAGCUUUCUCAAUGCUGUGUUCAUGCUGAUCUUUUCUGAUAUCUUUGGCGCUCCUCCUAUUGUUGCUGGUGUCGUUGGUGUCGUCUUCUUCUGUCUCAACGCGGGAUUUUCUUUGGUUCUUUUGAUCAUGCUCAUUGUUUCCGCUACUCUGUGCUUCUUCCGCAAGAACCCCGACGCUCGCUAUCCCUAUAUGGCUGAUGACCGUGUUUCUUUCAUCAGAUCACAGACUCAAGUCGACAAGGCCAACGAACUUAGCCUCUUAGCCGCCACUGCCCGUGGUAACGCACCUUCCAGAUAUAUGCAGCUUAAUGGUAGCGAUAUUUCAUUGAGGCCGGAGACAAAGUAUUGA
[Torrubiella] hemipterigena is the source of this 1941-nucleotide messenger RNA. The record is from the annotation of a GenBank genome assembly. NCBI's taxonomy places the organism in Eukaryota, Fungi, Ascomycota, Sordariomycetes, Hypocreales, Clavicipitaceae.